AGCCAUGACAAGGGGCAACCCCGCCCCUGAGCCGCGCACCCCCCACACCCCUCUGCCCGCCGCCAUUUUGGCUUUGGUGUGCGUCGCUUCCGCUGCGGGGAAGUAAACAGAGGAGGGAGGGAAGGAAGGAAGGAAGGAAGGAAGCGGAGGCAAGGGCGGAACGGGCCGGGGCGGGCAGCCGGAGGACGACAACGACGACGACGGAGGCUUUGUGGUUGUGUUCGGUGGAGAGAGCUGAUGUGGCCGGAGCGGAGGUGCCAGCUCGGCCCGAGUCCCGGUUAAUGCGAAGCGCAGCAGGGAGCCGCCAGAAUGAAACGAGGAAGGAAAACUAAUGAUGCCAACAGCAGUGCAUCUGAGGAGAGAAGUGAGAAAGAAUCCAAGAGGCACAAGAUUGCAGGGGAAACCAUAGCUGCGCAGCGUCCUGACUGGGCCAACCUGCUUCAAGACAUUAUCCUGCAGGUGUUUCAGUACUUGCCCCUUCUGGAUCGUGCUCAUGCCUCACAGGUCUGCCGAAGCUGGAACCAAGUGUUUCAUAUGCCUGACCUCUGGAGGUGUUUUGAGUUUGAACUGAAUCAACCAGCUACAUCUUACUUGAGAGCUACACAUCCUGAGCUUAUCAAGCAGAUAAUAAAGAGGCAUUCCAAUCACCUGCAGUAUGUGAGCUUCAAGGUGGACAGUAGCAAGGAAUCUGCAGAAGCAGCUUGUGAUAUUUUAUCUCAGCUUGUGAAUUGCUCUCUGAAAACACUUGGGCUAAUUUCAACUGCCCGGCCAAGCUUCAUGGAUUUACCAAAGUCUCACUUUAUUUCUGCACUGACAGUGGUGUUUGUAAACUCCAAAUCCCUCUCUUCGCUUAAGAUUGAUGAUACACCAGUAGAUGAUCCAUCUCUCAAAGUGCUAGUGGCUAACAACAGUGACACACUUAAGCUGUUGAAAAUGAGCAGCUGUCCUCAUGUUUCUCCAGCUGGCAUCCUGUGUGUGGCUGACCAGUGCCAUGGUUUACGUGAGCUGGCACUGAACUACCACCUGCUGAGCGACGAGCUCCUGCUUGCUUUGUCUUCUGAGAAACACGUCAGGUUAGAACACUUGCGUAUCGACGUCGUGAGCGAAAACCCUGGACAGACUCAGUUCCACACGAUGCAGAAGAGCAGCUGGGACGCUUUCAUCACCCAUUCUCCUAAAGUCAACCUAGUGAUGUACUUCUUCUUGUACGAAGAAGAGUUCGACCCCUUCUUCCGCUACGAAAUCCCAGUCACUCACCUGUACUUUGGAAGGUCGGUGAGCAAAGACGUGCUGGGCCGCGUUGGGAUGACGUGUCCCCGCCUGGUUGAACUGGUGGUGUGCGCCAACGGGCUGCGGCCGCUGGACGAGGAGCUGAUCCGCAUCGCGGAGCGCUGCAAGUAUCUGUCGGCCGUGGGCCUAGGAGAGUGUGAAGUCUCUUGCAGUGCCUUCGUUGAGUUUGUGAAGAUGUGUGGUGGUCGUCUCUCUCAGCUCUCCAUUAUGGAGGAAGUUUUGAUUCCUGAUCAAAAAUACAGCUUAGAGCAGAUUCAUUGGGAAGUUUCGAAGCAUCUCGGUAGGGUCUGGUUCCCGGACAUGAUGCCCACGUGGUGAAGUCCUGAAAAGACUUUAGGGCAGAUGGAAUAGCACCUUAAACCCAAGCUAACCGUAUUGCAGUUUACUUUAUGAGCUUAUUUAAUUCUAUAGUUUUUACUGCAAACUACUUCAUUAUUUGAUUGGAAAAUUUUUCAUUCAAAACCAGAAAUCAUGGAUAGCUCAAAACCCCUUUUUCAUCCAAACAAAAACCGCUUUUCUGCAUUAUAUUUGUUAUUUUUCAUUGACAGCGACCUCAGGCUUUUAUGGAAGUAAAAAAUGUAUCUAAAGUAUUAAAACGUAACUGUAAAAUACCAGUUUUAAUAUGUUGUCCUUCUCCAGUUGAGAUACUCGGAUUUGAUCUUGAAAAAUAAAACCCCAUCAAAGCUGCAUGUUUCUGUUGCAGACUAUAACAUUUCUAAUUCCAGUCACCUAGAUGAGAAAAUUAUAAGGAGUAUUUAGUAUGCUGUAAAAUACACACUUUCUUUAUAUAGAACUCGUAAAAGGCAAGAGCAAUAUGCAAUAGUAUAGUUUAUACAAUUAAAAUCCUAAGUUUGCCACUUAUUCAACAGAUUAUUAGGUGCAUCUAAGAUGUGUUUAGAGUGCAAACACGUAGUAGUGUGAGCUACCGAAAGUGGUGUGGUUUUUUUCCCCUUUAUGCCCUCUAAUGUAGUUUGCUUAUGGGGUGUCAGAUCUGCACCUAAACCUGUUUUAAGGUAUUGUAUGUCUAGCUCAGGAAGCUAAAGCAUUCUGGGAAAAAAUGUAGAUACGUUGUAUUAAAAAAAAAA
Messenger RNA from Calypte anna (Anna's hummingbird), 2375 nucleotides. It is a transcript of the gene FBXL3, whose product is annotated as F-box and leucine rich repeat protein 3. The record is from RefSeq and is a predicted model, not a curated record. The transcript is spliced from 5 exons. Gene Ontology annotation, cellular component: nucleus; cytosol; SCF ubiquitin ligase complex. Lineage: Eukaryota; Metazoa; Chordata; Aves; Apodiformes; Trochilidae. Gene Ontology annotation, biological process: SCF-dependent proteasomal ubiquitin-dependent protein catabolic process; entrainment of circadian clock by photoperiod; G2/M transition of mitotic cell cycle. Bases 310 to 1608 code for a protein of 432 amino acids. Gene Ontology annotation, molecular function: protein binding.